Messenger RNA from Nylanderia fulva, 816 nucleotides. The record is from RefSeq and is a predicted model, not a curated record. Lineage: Eukaryota; Metazoa; Arthropoda; Insecta; Hymenoptera; Formicidae.
AUGGCUGGAGCUUAUUCCUCUCCGGAAGGCAACGGCGCGACAGUUGCCGAAGGAAUCACCACGCGGGUCAUCUAUCGUCACGGCUGCCCCGCACAGAUACACUCAGACAACGGAACGCAAUUCACGUCCAGGGAAUUCAAACAACUAUUGGCAGAGUUCGGGAUAGAGCAUCGCACCUCCCCGGUAUACGCACCCCAUUGCAACCCGGUGGAACGAGCCAAUAGAACCAUAAAGACCAUGCUCGCCCAGUACGCCGGAGAACACCACCAGGACUGGGAUGGCCACCUGGACGCACUACAGUUCGCCAUUAACACCGCCCGCCACGAGGCCACGGGAUAUACACCAGCAUACAUCACUCACGGAAGAGAGCUAGCCCGGCCUUACGUGGCGGACCGAUUCGAACCGAACGAGCAAGAACCGGGGCAACGCAGCCGGCAGCUACAGGAGGCCUUCGAGCUUGUCCGCGUUCACCUGGCCCGCGCGUUCCAGAAACAGGAGAGGCACUAUAAUCUCCGACGCCGUGAAUGGCGCCCGCAACCAGGAGACCAGGUGUGGAAACGAGACCGACAUCUCUCACGGAAGAGCGAGGCGUUCAACGCGAAACUCGCCCCUAAGUUUAGCGGGCCAAUGGAAGUUCGCCGCCUCAUUUCACCAGUCAUCGUAGACCUCCGGGAUGCACGCGGCAAGUGGCACCGUCACGUGCAUAUCCAGGACCUGAAACCGGCCGAAGCGAGGGAAACAGCCGACGAAUACGACGCAGGGAGUGACGACGAACGGCCUAUCGGGGGGGCCAUAAACCCCCAAGAUAAGUAUUAA